Aplysia californica (California sea hare) is the source of this 920-nucleotide messenger RNA. Its product is annotated as cadherin-related tumor suppressor. Gene Ontology annotation, cellular component: plasma membrane. Lineage: Eukaryota; Metazoa; Mollusca; Gastropoda; Aplysiida; Aplysiidae. Gene Ontology annotation, molecular function: calcium ion binding. The record is from RefSeq and is a predicted model, not a curated record. Gene Ontology annotation, biological process: homophilic cell-cell adhesion.
CUCUGUAGUACCGGAGCUCUGGUGAUAAACUCUGCCCUUGACCGAGAGAAAGUGCCCAACCACACGCUGAUCAUCCAAGCGCAAGAUGGAGGCAGCCCUCACUUCAGCGUCCAGACAUCGGUGGUCGUCCAGGUGUCUGACGACAACGACAACGCCCCCAUCUUCAGCAAGCUGGUCUACAACAAGACUCUCAGCGAGGACACGGCAGUGGGCACGAGUCUGCUCCGUCUCCUAGCAACGGACGCCGACGAGGGUUUCAAUGGCGCCGUGCGCUAUUUCAUCAUCGGUGGCGAGGGCAGUCAGGAUUUUCACCUUGACAUGUCCAGUGGAGUUCUCCGAGUCCAGAAGGCUCUGGAUUAUGAAAGAACGACGUCGUAUCGUCUGCAAGUCCAGGCGGAGGAUAGUUCUGUUCUGGCGCCACGCCACGCCAACGCCACAGUGGUCAUAUCGGUCACUGACGUCAACGAUUUCGUCCCAGUUUUCCACGACUCCCCCUACAAGACUUACGUCCAGGAAGGGAUGCCGCCAGGUCCGGUGCCGGUUAUAACGGUCGAAGCGAUUGAUAAGGACUCCGGGUAUAACGGCAUUGUGAAGUACUCGCUACGUGACCUGGAGGACCGCGGUCUUAAAGAUUUGUUCCAGCUGGAGAUAGACUCUGGGGAGUUGACCGUGCUGAAACCUUUGGAUAGAGAAACGACGCCUAUGUAUGUGCUCACAGUGGUGGCCGAGGAUCAGGGCGGUCGUGGACUGACGGGCACAGCUACGGUGACAGUGCUGGUCAAGGACGUCAAUGACCACUCCCCUGUCUUCGAGAGUAACGGCCCUUACGUAGCCCACGUGACCGAGAACCGCGUGGCUGGCACGGAGGUGGUGAGGGUGUCUGCAGCAGACGGCGAUGAGGGGCAGAAUGCUCACAUCUU